Messenger RNA from Coniophora puteana RWD-64-598 SS2, 6314 nucleotides. RefSeq lists its product as uncharacterized. The transcript is spliced from 15 exons. Gene Ontology annotation, molecular function: structural constituent of nuclear pore. Gene Ontology annotation, biological process: protein import into nucleus; mRNA export from nucleus. The coding region runs from base 50 to 6049 and encodes 1999 amino acids. Gene Ontology annotation, cellular component: nuclear pore. NCBI's taxonomy places the organism in Eukaryota, Fungi, Basidiomycota, Agaricomycetes, Boletales, Coniophoraceae. The record is from RefSeq and is a predicted model, not a curated record.
CUCUCUGUCUUUUUCUGUCUCUUUCUUUUUCGCUCCUCCUUAUCCUGUCAUGGUUGGGACGAGGCGGAAAAGCAAGGCUGCCGCUGCCGCCGCCGUCGCGCUGCCUUCUGACGACCACGACGGUGCAUCCACAACGCACACCGACGACUCACACCACGCAUUCAAUGUGUCCAUCCCCAUCGACGUCGACAUUGACGCGCUCUCAAAUAUAAUCCCAGACGUCUCCUUCUCCUCGCCUACACCUGAAACGAUAGUCUCAGUCUAUAGGAUCCUUCUCGGUCAAUUUGCAGACGCUGACAUCACGCGACGCGAGCUCGAGGAGGCGCGCGCUGAGGUCGAGCGCAAGGAUGUCGAGCUCGACCAAGCUAUCCAGGACAGGGAUGGUCAGACGAAGGAUUUGGAAGGCUCCCUCGAAGAGGCACAUGGGCAGCUCGAACAGGUCAAGAAGGAACGCGACCAACUUGCGACCUCCAAGAAUGAACUGCAGACGCAGCUUUCGAUGCUUACUAACUCGCAGUCGUCCUCAUCUGUCGAGCUCGACCAGUAUCGCCACCGGGUCGAGGAUGCCGAACGGGAAAAGCGAGACAUGAUCAGUGUUGUCAGCAGGCUCAAGGAAGACGCGUCGCAACGAGAUGAGGAAAUUCAAACUCUUCGCUUAAAUCUCAAACAGGCUCGUCAGGAGUACCAGGGCCUAGAGACGCAAGUAAGAGAGCUGCGCUCGACGGAGACCUCCACCAAGUUCAAACUCGACACGACCACCCAGCAGCUCCAGCUCGCUCAGAAAGAAGCCGAACGCGCCUCCCAAGAGCUCACCGCCAAGACCGAAGACUAUGCCCAAUACCGCCGCACCAAGCACUCGGAGCUUGCCCAGCUGCAAGCGUCCAUGGACGCGCUCACGCAGACGCACGCAUCGCUCGAGAGCUCCUUCAAAGCGCUCCAGUCCUCGCACAGUGCGCAGUCGCACCAGCUCUCACAGGCCCUCGCGACCGUGCAGGACCUCAAGAGCCAGAUCGCCGAGCAAGAAGCCGCGUUCGCGAGCGAGGUGUCUGGGCUGCGCCGGCUCGUGGGCAUCAUGGAGGAGCGCGAGAAGACGGCGAAGGGGAUUGUCGAGUCGAUCGAGCAGGAGUGGGCACGUGUGGGCGACCGCGCGGAGAAGCGCGAGGCGGCACUCAGGGCGGAGACGGAGCGGGAGCGCAAGGCGCGCGGGGACGCGGAGAAGAGGGCGGACCAGCUCGAGGCGGUUUUGGAGCGCAUUAAUCGAGGGGACUUGCCGCUUCCUGGUGUCAAUGGAGGCGCACCUGGGACACCUGGGACGCCCGGCACGCCUGUGAGGAACGUGGACCCGAUGGCGGACGGCAUGUAUGGGCUCAGCCCGACGGUCGCGAUGGUCAGCAAGGCGCAGCGGGGUGGGAAGACGUUCACGGAGGUGUAUGCCGACUAUGUCCGUUUGCAGGAGGAGUUCGCGAAGAAGUCGGCCGAGUACGACCACAUGGACCGGACAUUGUCUGCUGUACUCGCCCAGAUCGAGGAGCGGGCCCCUAUCCUGUCUCAGCAGCGCGAUGAAUACGAGCGCCUCCAGUCCGAAGCCGCGCAGCUCGCUUCACAGCUCUCGAGCGCGUUGUCCGAGCGCGACGCGAACGCCUCCGCGCUGACGGAAGCCUCGCAGAAGCUCAAGAAAAGCGCGGACGAGAACAAGCUGCUCACCGACAACCUCAACGAUCUCGGCCGCCAAGUCCAAGCGCUCCUCAAAGAGCUCGGCCGGCGCUCGGAUUCGUCCAUCCCCGACUCGGACGAGGAGCUCGAGUCCCUCGACCUCCCCGCGCCGCAGCUGGAAAACGACAUCGACGCGGUGAUCACGAACAACCUCGUCUUGUUUAGGUCGAUACCGGAGCUGCAGGAGCAGAACCGGAAGCUGCUGAAGGUCGUGCGGGAGAUGGGCGCGAAGAUGGAGGCGGAGGAGAGGGAGUACAGGGACCAGCUUGAUCAGGAGCAGAGCGAGGCGGUGCGCGAGGCGCAUGAGGCGAUGCGGGAGCUCGCUGAGCAGCUGGAGAGGCAGAAGAGGAGUGCGGAGGUGACGAUUCAGGCAUACAUGAAGGAGCGGGACGCGCUGAAGAGCAUGCUUGCGCGCGAGGGUCGUGGCAGCGGUGUAAGUGUGGGUGCGGGCGUGGGCGCCGCAGGUGUGGGAGACGUGGUGAUGGGCAACGGGCACGGGUACGGAGGCGGGGCAAACGGCAAUGGCAUCGGGGAUGCGUCGGUGGAGCUGGAGGAGGUGCAGGCGCAGUUCGAGUCGUACAAGACCGAGAUGGGCAUCGAUGCGGGCCGGCUCCGGGAGGAGCUUACCGCGGCGCAGCGCGAGGUCGGCGGGCUCAACGCGAGCCUCGCCAAGGCCAACGCGAAGAUUGAAUACCUCACUGAUCGCCAGCGGAUGUGCCAGGAGCAGCUCUCUCUACAGAGCCGCGACCUCGACAACCUGCAGAAACGGAACCAGCAGCUGUACGACCAGUACACGCGCAUGGACGUUGAGUGCCACCGCGCAUCGGACGAGCUCGUCACCGCCAACAGCCGCGUCGAGCAGCUGCGCAAUGAGAACGCGAACUUGCGCGCCGAGAAGCGCAUCUGGGAGGGCGUCCAAUCGCGUCUGGAGGAGGAGAACAAGAGUCUCGCGGUGGAGCGCUCGAGGCUGUCGGACCUCAUCUCGAACGUGCAGAAGAUGCACAACGACCUCGAGCGUUCGAACGAGAACGACCGGCGGAGACUCGAGGGCCAGGUGCAGCUUCUUGAGAGCCAGGCUCAGGACCUGAAGACGCAGCUCAGCCAGGAGCGCGACGCGGUCCGACAUGUGACGCUGCAGAAGGAUGUGGAGUGCAAGGAUCUGCAGGGUAGGCUCGACAAGACGAACGAGCUGCUCUCCGGGACGCGCGCGACGCUCGCCGGUGUGGAGUCGACGAAGAGCCAUUUGCAGGAGCGUGUCGAUUUCCUCACGCGCCAGCUACAGGGCAACGAGGAGAAGCUCGCGGUCUACGAGCGCAGGGGUGGCAGCGGUAGCAACGGGAACGGGGAUGCGGCUGCGCGGGCGAUGGACGAGGAUUUGCCGCGAGAGCAACAGCUUGAGCAGGAAGUUGCUGAGCUACGCUCUGCUCUCAAGGUUGCCGAGGUCGACUUGGCUUCUGCGCGCAGCCAUAUGCAGCAGUUCCAGGAGAUUAGCCAGGCGAACGAGGCUGCUCUGUCUGCGCUCAACACCACUCACGAUCAGUACAAGGCCGAGACUGAAGCGAGACUUGUCAAAAACGAGGCCGAGUACAAGGCUCUACAAGAGAAGCUGCGCGAGGCCGAAGAGGAGCUCAAGCGCACCAACGCCAAGUACGCGGAGUUACAGAACGCGUUCGAGACGGAGCGCGCCACCUGGGCGAACGACAAGAAGACGCUCGAGGAGACGAUCGUGGAUAUCAGCUCGCAGGAGAAGAACUCGGAGAGCGAUCGCGCACUGAAAGAAAACGAUUUCCGGCAGCUCGAGCAGCGCGCCGUUGCCGCAGAGGAGCGCUACUCUCGCGAGGUUGUCACCCACGCCGAGUCUAUCAAGGUUAUCGACGGUCUUAAGCAGCAGUUAUCAGCAGCCCAAAUGACAGCACGGGACAGCUCGCUGUCUGCUGCUAACGCUCAAGCGAAGCUCGAGUCGGCCGAUGGCAGCUGGAAGCAGCAGAAGGAGGCGUUGGACAAGGAGAUCUCGGACCUGAACGCACGCUGCAAGGAUCUCGCCGCACAGAACACGCUUCUCCACCAACAUCUCGAAUCCGUCAGCUCGCAGGCUGCACGCAUCCGCCAGGCCGCAGACUCAACCACCGCCGAAGGCCAGUCAGCUGAUGAUGCAUCGGGCGACGUCGACACCAAAGUAUCCGAGCUCCGUUCCGUCGUCGCAUACCUGCGCAAGGAGAAGGAGAUUGUCGAUCUACAGCUCGAGCUCAGCCGGCAGGAGAACCUCCGGCUCAAGAACCAGAUCGAGCACCUCAGUCUGUCGCUGUCUGAGACGCGCACGACGCUCGCCGAGGAGCGGCAGAAGGCACUCGAGGCGGCGACGUCGGACUCGCAGCACGCGGAGCUCAUCGAGCGCAUCAACCAGCUCAACAUCCUGCGCGAGAGCAACGCGACGCUGCGCGCGGACUGCGAGAACUACGCGAAGCGAUCGAGGGAGCUGGACGCGAAGGUGAAGGAGCUGUCGGCACAGCUGGACCCUGUCAAGGAGGAGGCGCGGUCUGCGAAGGCCGAGCUGGGCGCACGCGCUGGGCAGAUUUCGAGGCUUGAGGAGGAAAACAGAAGGUGGCAGGAGAGGAAUCAGCAGCUGCUGAGCAAGUACGACCGCAUCGACCCUGCCGACAUGCAAUCCCUCAAGGACGAGAUCCAGGCGCUGCAGACCCAAAAGGCGGAGUUCGACAGCCUCACAGCGGCCAAGGACUCACAGAUUGCGGACCUGAGUGCCAAGGUAGUUGUGGCACAGGGCGAGGCGACCAAGCACAUGGAGAACAUGAAACGCAACACCGGCAUCAUGAAGCGGCGACUUGACGGCUUCAACGCCGACAAGAAACAACUGGAAACCACUGUUGAGGAUCUCAAGAAGCAGAUUGAGACGCUCACCGCGGAGAAGUCAGCCGUCAACGCUGCGGAGAAUUCUUCUGUGGAGGCGACGAACGCGCUGAAUCAGCAGCUGGAGACGCUGAAGCAGGAGAAGCAGACGCUGGAGAAGACGUUGGCGGAGGAGCGUGAACGGUAUGCUGCCGCUGCAGCAACACAGCAGCCACCGCAGGAUUCGACAGAGCAGACUGUGCUCAUUGAUUCAUUGCGCCAGGAACGCGACCAGCUUCUGUCAGAGAAGGAGUCGUGGAAACAAGGUGUUGCUCCUGUUGCUGAGACAAACGGAACCUCGGAGGAUCUCGUCAAGGCACGGGAUGAGGCCCUUGCUCAGGCCAAAAAAGCAUCCGAAGACGCACAGAAGGCCCAGGAAGAGGUUAGGAACAUUCGCAACUCCAACGAAAAAUUCCAAAUGCGUAUACAAGACAUGCAAAAAGCUCGGGAGCGCACUGCUUCUGAACAGGCCAACGCCGUCACUGCGGCCGUGGAGAAGGUCCGAAAUGAGCUUGCGAGUUCAAGUGCUCCUAGCGAUGACGAGACGGCCAAAAAGCAUGCGGCGGAGCUAGAGGCUCUCCGUGUGCAACUCGUUGCUCAGCACGAAGCAAAACUCAAAGAAGCUGUCGACGCCGCCGUCGCCGUUGCCAAAGCAGGAGCCCCUCCCACGGAUGCCUCUUCGCAGGAGGCCAUUGACGCAGCCGUCAACGCUCGUAUGGAAGAAGUCACUGCCAAGCAUAAUGAAGAGAUCACCGCUGCAGUUGAUCGUGGCCGCAUGGAACAGGCUGCAAAGAGCAAGAUCAAGGAUGCCCAACUCGUGCGCUCCCAGACCAAGCUCAAGGAACUCGAGGCGCAGAUCGCAGGAUGGCGAGAGGCCGGGCUGGUUCCCGAAGCACCCGCUUCAGCCGUUCCGGCAGGUAAAGCGGGUCCUUCAGGCACGGCUGCGAAACCCGCUGGUACGGCUGCUGCUCAGAGCGGCCAAGCAACCAGGCUCGCGGCUCCUAUCCCGGCCAAGCCAGUAACAGCACAAGGGGGCGUGACGGCUCCUACGGCCUCGUCGGCCGCCAGAGCCACUGGCGGCGGCGUACCGCUAGGCACAGCCGGUGCUGCAGCGAGGGGUCGUGGCAUAGCUCGCGGCGCUGGACGUGGUACUGCCGGCCGCGGACUCUCAAUCAGAGGUGCAGCACCUGGCAGGGGUGGGGCACCCGCAGCAGCAGCAGGGACGACGUCCGCUGCUGGAGGGGCAGCAGCUGCACCGACGGAGGGCGUAUCCAUCAUGGGUGCUGCCAACAAGCGUGGGCGGGAAGAUGAUAACACCGAGGACUCACUCGCAAAACGUCUCCGUCCCGAAGGAGCUGCAACGGCUGCCGGUGCCGGUGCUGGGAGCAACAAACCGCCUGUGACGCUUCGUCGGCCUCCGCCAGCAUCAUAACCGUUGACAAUGUUCGUUCGCGCUGCGUGUGGAUAGUUUUACAGUACUUAGCACCUCCCUGUUAGAUUUUCUUGCUUACAAUUUUAUGUAUUCUUAGCUUAGCUUACAACAUAUCCUCGUUAUUGCAUCUUGCCCAACAUUGCACAGUACGUACUGCAUUUUUACACAUCUUCAGAUUUUUUUGUUGCCACCAAGUCUUUCGUAUGGACAGAAAUUGAGACUAUCUAGCGCGGUUGUACCGACGUUAUUUUACCGUAAGCUAAGC